AUGUUCAGUCACAAGCUGGUAGUGGUGGAAGCCGACGGCAACUACGUGCAGCCUUUCACCGUCGACAACCUCUACAUUUACUCCGGCGAGAGCUACUCUGUCCUCCUCACCACCGACCAAAACCCGACCCAAAACUAUUGGGCCUCAAUCAACGUAGUUGGGCGUGAGCCCAAAACUCCCCCGGGCCUAACCAUCCUCAAUUACCUCCCACACUCGGCCCAAAACCUCCCCACCACGCGCCCGCCGGUCCCACCCAUGUGGAACGACUACCAAUCCGCCAAAUCCUUCGCCCACAAGAUCCUCGCGCUGAGGGGCUCACCUGCACCGCCACGCAGGCACCACAGGAGAAUAUACCUCCUGAACACGCAGAACAUGGUGGACGGGUACACCAAGUGGGCCAUCAACAACGUGUCCCUUGUCCUCCCGCCUACUCCCUACUUGGGCUCGAUCCGUUACGGCCUGAAGCAGGCCUUCGACCAGAAGACGCCGCCCAACGGGUUCAGCCCAAGGUACGACGUGAUGAGGCCCGGGCCCAACCCGAAUGCAACUAUCGGCAACGGGGUGUACACGCUGGCGUUCAACACGACGGUGGACGUGGUCCUGCAGAACGCCAACGCGCUCAAGGAGGGCGUGAGCGAGGCGCACCCGUGGCACCUGCACGGCCACGAUUUCUGGGUGGUGGGCUACGGUGAGGGGAGGUUCGGGGAUGGAGAUGAGGAAGGGUUUAACUUGAGGGACCCGCCGUUGAGGAACACGGCGGUGAUUUUCCCGUACGGGUGGACGGCGCUGAGGUUCGUGGCGGAUAAUCCGGGGGUUUGGGCUUUCCACUGCCACAUAGAGCCGCAUCUUCACAUGGGGAUGGGCGUGGUGCUCGCGGAAGGCGUGCGCCGUGUGCCCAGGAUACCCAAGGCUGCGCUCGCCUGUGGGCUCACCGCUAAGAUGUUCAUGGGCCGCCAUUGA
This is a messenger RNA of Striga hermonthica, 960 nucleotides long. The record is from the annotation of a GenBank genome assembly. Lineage: Eukaryota; Viridiplantae; Streptophyta; Magnoliopsida; Lamiales; Orobanchaceae.